This is a messenger RNA of Dicrocoelium dendriticum, 1061 nucleotides long. The record is from the annotation of a GenBank genome assembly. NCBI's taxonomy places the organism in Eukaryota, Metazoa, Platyhelminthes, Trematoda, Plagiorchiida, Dicrocoeliidae.
GCUUCACUAGAACUUUUACCAACACAUCGACUUCAUGGCAGAGUUAUUUUUGGAUCCUGCAAUCCGGUCUUGGGUCUUUCUACCUUUGGUGAUUAUCACUUUCCUGUUUGGAAUAAUUCGGCACUACAUGACGAUAAUAUUCGCAAGUGAAAAGAAAGCCGGAUUGGAAAGUGUCAGUGAUGGUCACGCCUUGUUAAGAAGUCGUUUGCUGCGGGAAAACGGAAAGUAUAUCCCCACUAGAGCCUUUAAAAUGCGCAAACAUUUUUUCAAUGACAAGGAAACCGGUUUUUUCCGGAAUCAAAGAAGAGAGAAUUCUGUUGGUAACCCAAUGACUGAUCCAUCCAUGGUAUCAGAAAUGUUGAAGGGGAAUGCUGUCAACAUGGUUCCGAUGAUCGUCAUCGGUAGUUGGAUCAAUUGGGCUUUUUCUGGCUUUCUGACGACCAAGGUCCCCUUUCCGCUUACGUACAGGUUCAAACCCAUGCUUCAAAGGGGCUGUGAAUCCUUGACUUCUUUGGAUGCUUCUUGGGUCAGUUCUGCUUCAUGGUACUUCUUGAACAUCUUCGGUUUGAGGAGUAUGUACGGGCUUGUGUUGGGGUCAGACAAUGCUGCGGAGCAGCCAUUAUUCAUGGCGGAUCAUGCUGCACCCGCAGCGCAGCCCCCACAGGAUAUGCAAAAGGCAUUUAAAGCCGAGUGGGAAGCUUUGGAGAUGGUUGACCACCAAUGGGCCUUGUCGGAUAUCGAAUCUCGCCUCCUCGCUCAUUCUUGUUGACCUCAAACCUUGUUCCUUUCUGACACUGCAUGUCAUGCAUAUGUUUUACCCUGCUAUGUUUCAAAUUGGUUUUACUUGUCAAACCGCACUUUUUGUUUCCCUGUGUUGUAGCUGGCUAGAUGCCAGCAAGCUUCUGCUCCAUAGCUUUCAGCGUUAACACAGUUGAGGAUCUUGUGCGCAUUCAUGACCUGAUUCACGGUAAACAACUGUUUUGCGCUUUCGCAGCUACUUAAACCAGGUUGCCUAACACAAUCUCGUGAUCUCUCGGAUUUUCUGUUUACAUACUGCCCCG